AUGAAUUAUAACUGUGAAAUUCAAAACAGGAACAACAACAGUGUUGACAAUCAAGUCUGUCUGCCUCCUAUCCAAGUCCUAUUUAACUCGAUAGAAAGACGGAACGUGCCCGAACUGGCAUUUGCAAAUACAGAACACCCCUGCGAUAAUCUGCGGUGUAAGACCAACGAAGAACAAACGUAUUCCGCUCCUGUGCUACUCCCACAGCAUUCAGGCGUGUAUCCUGUAGUCAAUUCUGGACUCGAAACUACUACUACUAUCGCUACCUCGCAAUUCCUACCUGAGAGUACGAAGGAGCCCGAACACGUCUUGGAGAAUCUAAAGCCUUGCUAUAAGUCAGCUCCAAUCUACGAAAUAAUCAAUAAUGAAGCGGAUAUGCACACAGAGACAAAGAGGCCGAUUCCAGAGUUUGAAGAUUCUAAAUCGAAGAAAAAGCAAAAUUCUGGUAGAAGGUCCAACCUACCAAAGGAAACUGUGCAAGUAUUGAACACCUGGUUGCUGAACCAUCUAAACAACCCCUACCCAACACAGCAAGAAAAGAGGGAAUUGUUGAUCAAAACCGGGCUCACCAAAAUUCAACUGUCCAAUUGGUUCAUAAACGUAAGGAGAAGGAAGAUAUUCAGUGACUACUACACUUUAGUAAACUCAAUUCCCAGUGAUAACGCGAACAAUACCCCAAUGGAACAAGCGCAAAACGCCUCGAUGUAUCACAACACAUUGUCUGCUGCCAACAACACCACAUACGAUGCCACGUCGAACUGCUCCACCGAUUAUGAAUUGUCCAAGAGAUUCGCUCAUGCCCCCGUUACACGACGCAAAAAAUUGAUUGACAGGUUAGAAGAACUGAAAAAACUAUCCAACCCCGAUAUGAAUUGA
Saccharomyces eubayanus is the source of this 876-nucleotide messenger RNA. It is a transcript of the gene CUP9, whose product is annotated as Cup9p. NCBI's taxonomy places the organism in Eukaryota, Fungi, Ascomycota, Saccharomycetes, Saccharomycetales, Saccharomycetaceae. The transcript has a single exon. Bases 1 to 876 code for a protein of 291 amino acids. The record is from RefSeq and is a predicted model, not a curated record. Gene Ontology annotation, biological process: regulation of DNA-templated transcription. Gene Ontology annotation, molecular function: DNA binding.